Messenger RNA from Gopherus flavomarginatus (Mexican gopher tortoise), 2884 nucleotides. RefSeq names its product perilipin-3-like. Gene Ontology annotation, biological process: lipid storage; positive regulation of triglyceride storage. The coding region runs from base 150 to 1751 and encodes 533 amino acids. Lineage: Eukaryota; Metazoa; Chordata; Testudines; Testudinidae. The transcript has 15 exons. Gene Ontology annotation, cellular component: lipid droplet; cytosol. The record is from RefSeq and is a predicted model, not a curated record.
UGAAACGGAACACCAUGGAAACAUCACAUUUGCCCGUGAUCCUACCAUCAGUGAUAUACCCCCAGUUAUGACUACACUUGAACCUCAAGGGGAGCAUGAAGGAAGUAUAAUUCCUGUAUUUGGCCUGGAGGACAGAGAGAAAUCAGAAGAUGCUGCUUGUAACAGGUAUAUCUGAUUAUACCAUGGCUUCUAAUGGAAAAGACACAACUAUGGCAUCCCCAGAGCAUGGGGAGGAAGAGCAACAGAAUAUCUUGAGGAGGGUGGCCAGUCUACCUUUAGUCAACUCUGCCUGUGAUCUGGCUGCGACUGCCUAUGUUUCCACCAAGGAGAGCCAUCCCUAUGUGAGGUCCAUUUGUGACAUGGCAGAGAAGGGAGUGACCUCCAUAACCAGUGCUGCAGUUAGCAGUGCACAGCCAGUUGUAACUAAACUUGAACCUGAGGGGACAACAGAGGAGGAGUGUGUUUCUGAAGUACCUGACAAAGUGGAGGGGAAUCUACCAGUCCUUCAACAGACUGCUGAUGAGGCUACAUCUGAGACACAGGAGUUGACCUCUGUCAGUCUGGAAGAGGUCAAGGAGACCAUGAUCACAGUGGUAGAUAUGACCAAAGAGGCUGUGCAGGACAGUAUGAAGACCACCAAAUCAGUGGUAACUGACAGCAUGAGCACAGUUGUGGAAUCAAGAAUGGGCCAAUUGGCCAUAAGUGCAAUGGAAGCAGUGCUGGAGAAAUCUGAAGAGCUCUUGGAUCACUAUCUUCCCAUGACAGAUGAUGAACUAGCUGAACUUGCUGAAUCUGUGGAAGGGGCUGAAAUCUCUUCAGCACAACCGCAAGAGCAUCGGAGUUACUUCGUGCGUUUAGGUUCCCUGUCAACCAAACUUCGCCAACGUGCUUACCGCUACUCCCUAAACAAGAUGAGACACACCAGUCAAAGCAUCAGAGAGGCUCUUUCCCAGCUUCAUGAAACCAUGGGACUGAUUGAAUACCUUAAGCAAGGGGUUUCUCUUCAAGAAGUCCAGGAGAAGUUCCAUCACACGUGGCUGAGCUGGAAUAGAGAGCAGCCAAAAAGCAGUGAAAUCAAGGAUUUGGGAAAACCAGAGAUGGAGUCUGAGACCCUGGCUAUGUCCCGCAGCAUUAUCCAGCAGCUGCAGGAUGCCUGCCAGAUGCUAGUAUCCGGCAUUCAAGGUCUCCCCACCAACUUUCAGGAUAAGGUGAAACAGAUGUAUCACAACAUGGAAGAGCUUCAUGCAUCCUUCUCCACUGCCCAUUCCUUCCAGGAUCUCUCCAGCAGCCUCCUAACCCAGAGCCAGGAGAUGGUGACCAAGGCCCAGGAAUAUGUAGAUGAGCUGAUGGCAUACGUGAUGGAGACUACUCCUCUGUCUUGGGUUGUGGGACCCUUCAUCCCAUUGGGUCUCCAAGAUUUUGGAAUAACUUUUUGUGGUGAGACUGACUUUGAGGGUUAUGUAUAUCUGUGUUCUGGGGUGCUCCUUAUAUUAUUGUUCUUGGAGGGAUCGGUUUUUCAUCUGAUUAGAACACAUCUUCAAAAGCCAAAUAAGAACUCAAAGCAGGAUGUAUUCAGCAAGGUCCUCAGUCAGCUCUUAGUCCAUGCUGACCAUGGCCUGGGUUCCAUGCUUCCACCUCUGAAAAGGAGCACCACUGAAACAUCACAUUUCCCCGUGAUCCUUCCAUCAGUGAUAUACCCCCAGUUACGACUACACUUGAACCUCAAGGUGCCUGAAUCUCCAUUUUCAUAGAGGGAAAUGCACUUUCUGAAUCUUGCUUGACCACAGAAGCCCAUAUUCUUUGCAUUAAUACACUGCCAACUCCAAGAAACCAAGCCUUCCAAAGAAAGCUGCACUUCAAGCUGAAAGCCAAGACAAAACUCAGAGGGACACCUGGAAGAGUUGAGCAGGGUGAAGGAGUGUCAUCCCAGGGAUAAGAUAGGACACUGCACUAUAAUUCAGAGAUCUGAAUUGCUAUUCCUAGACCUGGCACUAACUCAUUGUGUGACUCAGGGCAAGUUAUUUCAAUGCUCUGUGCCUCCAUUUCCCAUCUGUAUAACGGGAAGAUGACACUUAUCAAGUACUUUGAGAGCUCUCGCUGUGCUUACAUUCAGUAACUAACACAAUGGGGCUCAGUCUCAGGUGGACCUCUAGGUGCUACUGGGCUGCAACUGUGAACUUCCCAGCAGGGGCACAAUCACUACAGGAGUUUGUGCAAUGUAACUCUGCUCCAUAAAAAUCCCAUGUCCCGAAAGCUGUGCCAGAUGCAACUCCUAUACUUGGAGGAAAUGAUCUAGCUGUUCUUAAAUUCCUAGUUUCUGUAAUAAUCCACAAGAAAAUGUAGGAACCCCAGAGAAUUUCUCAUGUAUGUAUAAAUUGCCUUUAACUCCCCUGGCCAUAAGAAAAAAUAAUCAGGGUUACCAGUGAUCCCCUCCACAACACACACACCACCUUGCAAAAGAAGAGAGAGGAGAAUAAACGUCAUGACUAGGUAAAGAGAUUGAGUUUAGGGUUGGACCUACCUGACCUGACACAUACUGACCUAAUCUUAAUUUCAGAUGGAUGAGUUCUAGCCUAGUCUCUUGCAAGGCUACAUCUAUACUAAGAAUAAAGAUUGCCUUGUAUUAGGCAAGCCUAAACUAAAUACAACCGCUUUCCCUAGCCAAGGCAAAUCCCAUGGAGUGUCAAAAAGAUACAUUUUUAAGAAGUAAAACCAUCUCCUGUUGGUAUAUGCCGAGCUCCCAAAUACCUUCCCCAAUUUGUCUCAAAUGUCUGAAAGAAACUCUACCCUGUCAUAAGAGAAAUGUCACACAACUUGGUUUAUUUCUGGUAAAUUUAGUUCAAAGACUUGUGCACAUGCUUAACUAUUCAAAGGGAGGACUUUA